CUUUGGAGAUGGUGGAAUUGGUAAUCCACAGGUGAUCAGCUGCAUCUUCAUACCUUUCUUCCAGAGUCAGAACAGGUGACCCUGACAUGUUCUGUUUGCUGUUUCAGCUUAUGAGACCAGGACAGAGUUGACUUCAGAGAAGAUGCUUGGUGGGGAAGAACUGGGCCGACUCAGGGGGACUAUUCCGCAGGGGCCUGAGCCAAGAGAAGAAUGUGAGCAUGUCGGGGAGCUAGAGGAGAGCCUGGACAAGCCCGUGGUUCAGAGAGGCCCCAGGCCAGUCACACUGACGAAUGAGGAGAGUGGCCAGGAGUCUGGGGGAAGCCUCACAUUGGGGUCGAGCCCUGUGUCUGAUCAGAGACCUCACAGAUGUGAUAUAUGUGAACAGAGUUUUGAACAGAGAUCAUACCUCAAUAACCAUAAGCGUGUACACAGGUCAAAAAAGCCAAAUGCAGUUCAUGAUUCUGGGGAAAUCUUGAGUGUGAAUUUAGUUGUUAAAGAAGAUCAGAAAAUUGUUAUUGGGAAAAAACUGCAUUACUGUGGUUACUGUGGGAAAGCCUUCAGGUACAGUGCUAACCUUGUCAAGCACCAGCGGCUUCACAGCGAAGAGAAGCCCUACAAGUGUGAUGAGUGUGGUAAAGCCUUCAGCCAGAGCUGCGAGUUCAUCAAUCACCGAAGGAUGCACUCCGGGGAGAUCCCCUACCGGUGUGACGAGUGUGGGAAGACGUUCAAUCGGAGGCCCAACCUCAUGAAGCACCAGAGGAUCCACACCGGGGAGAAGCCCUACAAGUGUGGCGAGUGUGGGAAACACUUCAGCGCCUACUCGUCCCUCAUUUAUCACCAGAGAAUCCACACUGGAGAGAAACCCUAUAAGUGCAACGACUGUGGGAAAGCCUUCAGUGACAGCUCAAUCCUUAUCCGACAUCGUCGGACUCACACCGGAGAGAAGCCAUUUGAGUGUAAAGAAUGUGGCAAAGGCUUUACCCAAAGUUCUAACCUUAUCCAGCAUCAAAGAAUUCACACUGGAGAGAAACCCUAUAAGUGUAAUGAAUGUGAGAAAGCCUUCAUCCAAAAAACCAAACUUGUUGAACAUCAGAGGAGCCACACGGGGGAGAAGCCCUACGAAUGUAAUGACUGUGGCAAAGUCUUCAGCCAGAGCACGCACCUCAUCCAGCAUCAGAGGAUCCACACGGGAGAGAAGCCCUACAAGUGUGGUGAGUGUGGGAAGGCCUUCCACAACAGUUCCAGACUCAUCCACCACCAAAGGUCACACCAUGGAGAGAAGCCGUACAAAUGCAUUGAUUGCAAGAAAGCCUUCAGCCAGGGCGCUUACCUCAUCCAGCACCGGAGGAUCCACACCGGGGAGAAGCCCUACAAGUGUGGUGAGUGUGGGAAGGCCUUCCGGCACAGUUCCAACAUGUUCCAGCACCAGAGGAUCCACACCGGGGAGAAGCCCUACAAGUGUGGCGAGUGUGGGAAACACUUCAGUGCCUACCCCUCCCUCAUUUAUCACCAGAGAAUCCACACUGGAGAGAAACCCUAUAAGUGCAACGACUGUGGGAAGGCCUUCAGUGACAGCUCAAUCCUUAUCCGACAUCGUCGGACUCACACUGGAGAGAAGCCAUUUGAGUGUAAAAAAUGUGGCAAAGGCUUUACCCAAAGUUUUAACCUUAUCCAGCAUCAGCGAAUUCACACUGGAGAGACCCUAUAAAUGUAACAAAUGUGAGAAAGCCUCCAUCCA
Molecule: messenger RNA, 1738 nt
Organism: Ceratotherium simum simum (southern white rhinoceros)
Lineage: Eukaryota; Metazoa; Chordata; Mammalia; Perissodactyla; Rhinocerotidae
Source: RefSeq, a predicted model, not a curated record